CUCGUACGGCGCGUGUUCAAGGGUAUUCCGCAGCAAUUUCGAAUGCGUGUUUGGCCGCUACUUCUGCGUGUACCGGAGCUGAAGCGACAGAACAAACUUGUGUACGAUAAAAUGCUCUCCUGUGCCCUGGCCACUUCAGUAUAUCUGGAACAAAUAGACAAAGACAUCAACCGCACCUUUCGUAACACCACCUAUUUUCGCCCACGAUAUGGUUCUCGGCAACAAUCCUUGUUUCGCAUUCUGGCUGCCUACUCUGUUUGUGACGUCGAUGUUGGCUAUUGUCAGGGUAUGAGCGAAUUGGUUGGUCUAUUUCUCACCUACAUCGUGGAAGAAGAGGAUGUUUUUUGGGCUCUGUGUCAGCUGAUGGGAAGUCGGAAGCACGGAAUGCACGGGCUGUACUCACGUGACUUUCCCGGUUUGUAUCGGUUGUUCGAGCAACACGAGCAAGUCUUGGAACGACUACUACCCGCUAUUAGCAAGCAUUUUAAGACGCAAGACUUGCCUACUUCCACAUACGCUCUGAAGUGGUUUAUGCAGUGUUUCCUCAACCGGCUACCGGUUUCUCUUGUCCUUCGUCUGUGGGACAUAUAUUUGCUUGAAGGUGAAAAAAUUCUGAUUGGAAUGGCAUUCAACAUCCUGAAGAUGCACAAAAAACAGCUGUUGACAAUGGAUCAGUCGCAGAUCACGUGCUUUCUCCAAGACGAACUGGUGAAAGAUUUUCGUUACGAUGACGACACUGUGAUUGAAUCGUUGCAAGAGUGCUUGGAGCAGCUGCGAAGGAGCAAAGUGUAUCGCCCACCCACACCGACCUACAACAUGUUCCCCACUCGUUCGUUUGGAUCCCUUGGUGCCGACAUGGUUUGGCAAAGUCAUCCAAUCGCUGCAUCGAAACACUCUCUACCUGAGGUCACCGCUGCCAUCACUGUAAACUCGGUUCACUCGGAUGGCAGUUUGCGUCCUCUGCGCAAAAAGAAUUCCACCAGUGGGAAAUCCUUGUACAAUCCCCCCGUACGUGAACCUUUAAAAGUGAACUGUGAUCCUUCGUUCUUUCCGAGUUUGGUCACUCCUGCCUCAGUGCUUACUAUGUCGGCUAUCUCUAGUCACAGUAGAAACUCCCAACUCUCUGCUACUCCUGAACCAUCUCUCUUCCUGCACGAAAACCGUUCGAGGUUGCCGGACCGCGUGGAACCCAUCGCCUCACCAUCCACGGACAGCCACACAUCCGGUCCCCGCAUUAUCACUGUUCGGUCGCCAUCCUCCUCAGCACGCAGUAGCUCACAGUGGCCGCCCAACAACAUAAAGAUGUCACCAAGCUCACCCACUGGAACGUCCUCCCCUAUCCCAUCUUCGAGUCCACUGUUGUACGGAUAUGCGACUACUGACAGCAAGCGGUAUCGCGCUGUCAAAGCCGCCUAUUCUCACUCUAUUUCCCCCUCUCCGCACGAUUCCACAAAUGACCCUCGACCUCCUAGUCAUGGAAGCGGCGUUGUGCUCAUGUCCGUCCGGCCCCGUCAGUUUGAUCGUACCCAGGAUUAUUUUAUCAACCGACUGGCUGGUGACCUAUUGGAAAACGCACAGUUAUCAACUGUGCCCCGUCAGCGAGCCGCAGAAGGUGAUCGCAGCGAUACACUGUGUGAUAGCCACAGCAGGUUAGAUGACACGGAUGGUCGAUUGACUCCGUCCACCUUUUCCUCCACUUCGGGAGCUGAGGAUCACUCUCAGUUGUGGAAGUAUCGAGGGCAGCCAUAUGAGCCAUGCUCCACCGGACAGGUGAACCACUCGGGCGGGGCCAUCGAGGAACAAAAGAGACAUCCCACCUCUGAACGCGACAGGCUAUCACAACUUAUCGCGGAUGUCAACGCUGAUGUCUCUUCACCGAGAGAAAAGAGUGACACACUUGUUCCACCUUCAUCACUGCGCUACAUCUUGGUUGACAGCGAGUCUGGGAAUGAGUUACCUGCCACUCCCUCCUCCAAUCAGGUGGCGUCGAACGAGGUGUACACACGCUGUUGAUGGCAUUUGCGUCUGUUCAUCGCCCGGAUCUGCCUCGCCCAGUGUCAUAUUUUCUUUGUAAGCCUCAGGGAGUUACACAUGAAUUCCUGCGCUCCUCCUGAAGUCCCUCCUCACCGCCCUCGUUCCUUUUACACUCCGACUACCUCACCAUCGCUGCUCCCCAAAGACGGGAAGCCACCAACCGGGUUGUCCCCUUCUGCAAGACGUCGCCGGAUGUUCUCUGUCGGUCUGCCACCACCGUAUGCACCAAUGCGUCUCGCCCCUCACCAGUGUAGGCCUCUUCCUGGCCAACCGAAUUGACCUAACUCAACCAUCCGCUUGGAGUAUUUUUGGUACUUCGCUUACAAUUUUACUCCCGUUUCCACGUCUUCCGUCGAAACCGUUUGUACAUUAUCUCGGUUAUCCGUGUUGACCAGUGUACUCAUCACGAAACCCAUUCCUGUCCGUCUUUUCAUUCAGCAUUCGUCCAGUUCUGCCCUCCAACGCCAAUUUCGUUGUCUGUUUGUAGAAUUGCUCAUCGCUAGCUCUCAGGACCGCCAAGCAUUGACUGUCAUUCACUGCCGCUCUCCUGUCCACCUCUUUGGGUCUACAGUCGCGGAGGUCAUUUCCUUCUCUCUUACACACUGCUCCACUCCUCCACUGGCGGUUCACAACCGUUCGUCUUUCUGUGCUCAUUCUCUCGAUGGAGAACAUGUUUAUCACCCAUCGCUUUAUAAUAUGAGAAGAGCUUCCAUUGUGCUGUGUUAACUCUAUCCUCCUAUUUUCGCUAUAUCCCUGUAUUUUCUUCACGUGUACUCAUUUCAUUCACCAUCCUAUUGCACAUCACUAUGAUGAACUUCGGUGCGAGAGGAUGGAAAAUAUUCGCCUCCGCUCGAGACCCCUGUGUUUGCCAGCAGCUCUUGUUCCAUUCUUUGCGCUAAUCAUUUGUGGUCGCAUAACUGGCUGUGUCGGGUGUAUGGCCGAUAUUUUCGUGUCAUAGAUUACGGAUAUAUACUUUGCUAGUUAGCGUUAUCUACAAGAAUUUGACAUUAAUCCCACCAACACAGUCAUCUCAGCUGCUGCCACCGGCUUUCUGACCGCAUGAUCAUUCCUGAUAAAUUGGCUACUGUCUCAUUGUCUAAACAAAGGUAUCA
Dicrocoelium dendriticum is the source of this 3146-nucleotide messenger RNA. Lineage: Eukaryota; Metazoa; Platyhelminthes; Trematoda; Plagiorchiida; Dicrocoeliidae. The record is from the annotation of a GenBank genome assembly.